CAACCACUAUGCCUACCACUACACCUUCUGUGACUGGCUGCCCUAUAUGGAAUGUAGGGCCAAAUGAGACAUUUGUAUUGUGCAACUGCACCAUGGCCAGGUGCAUUGAAGACAAUAUAAUUGAAAUAAUACCAUAUGAAUGCCCGACCAUUGAACCGAUCACUUGCACAAAUGGAAGAAAUCCUAUUCUUGUGAAGGAUAAGAAUGGAUGUUGUGAUAUUUAUGCUUGUGACUGUGAAUGUACAGGAUGGGGAGAUCCCCAUUAUGUCACAUUUGAUGGAUUAUACUACACUUACCAAGGAAACUGCACUUAUGUCUUAAUGGAAGAGACUAAGCCAAAGCACCACUUAAAAAUCUAUAUUGAUAAUGUGAUUUGUGAUCCCAGUGAACCUGUGUCUUGUCCUCGAUCUAUAAUUGUAUCAUAUGGGUCACAAGUUAUUACUCUCAAGAAUCAUAACCUCAUCGGAGCAGCUCAGUUAGAGGCUAUCAAGGAUGGGAAACCCCUGAAACUACCUUAUGUACAAGGUGGUGUGAAGGUUGAGACUGCUGUGCUACAAAUUGUUUUGGAAAUCCCUUUACUAGAAGUAAUUGUUUCAUUUGGAGUUACUGGGUUCCGUGUAUUCCUUCCAUUUAAAUACUUUGGUAACAACACACAGGGUCAUUGCGGAACAUGCAAUAACAACCAGACUAAUGACUGCAUGUUGCCUGGUGGCCAUUAUAUACAGGACUGUGCAGUGAUGGCUGACUAUUGGCUUGCAAAAGACAUUUACCAGCCCACUUGUCAAAUCCCCCCAGUAUUCCCCACCAAUACACCUACACCUUCACCAACACUAAUUCCAUGCAAACCAGAAUCCAUAUGUGAAUUGCUAAAGGGCAGUGUCUUUUCAGAAUGCCAUAAGUUUGUUUCUCCUGACAAAUACUUUGAAGCUUGCGUUUUUGAUAGCUGCCAUGUUGAAAAUCCAGCAGUGAUGUGCACAAGCUUGCAAACCUACGCUGCUACUUGUGCUCAAGUUGGGGUUUGCCUGCACUGGAGGAACCACACCACAUUGUGUCCCAGUAACUGCCCACCACACAAAGUUUACAAGCCAUGUGGUCCUGCAGAACAACCAACCUGUGAAGACAAUCCCAAUGAACCCACCCUGAACUUUACCACUGAGGGCUGCUUUUGUCCUGAUGGAACGAAGCUCUUCAAUGAAGAAUCUGACAUAUGUGUUGAUAAAUGUGGAUGUCUUGAUCCUGAUGGCAUCCCUCGUGAGUUUAAUGAGCAAUUUCAGUACAAAUGCCAAAACUGCAUCUGUGAAGAGUCCACUAAGGCUAUCACAUGCAAGCCCAAGGAUUGCCCAUUAAUACCAUUGCUAAACUGCACUGGUCCAGGAUUUAUAAUUGUCAACCAAACCAGUCCAUCGGAUCCGUGCUGUUACACCUAUGUCUGCAAAUGUCAAAGCAGCACUUGUCCAGCCAUUGACAUGAACUGUCCAGUGGGAUUUAAGCCAAAACUGAAUGUUCCUGUUGGACAGUGCUGUCCAGAACUUGUUUGCGAGCCAAAAAGAGUUUGUGUCCACAAAAACACAGAAUAUGAGCCUGGUGCUUCAGUUCCUGUGGUGGCAUGUCAGGAUUGUGUAUGUACCCGAGAAGUGAAUCCAAAUGAUGGCCUUUUCAAAAUAGCUUGUGAAUUCCAGCAAUGUGAUGAAAAAUGUGCAACGGGAUAUGAAUAUGCCGAAAUUGAGGAAGAUGAAUGUUGUGGGAAGUGUGUCCAGACCCACUGUAUCGCCACUAUUAAUGGUACCAAACAUCUCUUAGCACAAGGAGAAUCUUGGGCACCACCUGGUAACAACUGUGAGCUUUACACUUGUAUUAAGACCGAUGGGAUAUUCACGGCUAAGUCACACAUUGUCUGUCCACCAUUCCAGGAGGCCAACUGCCAACCUGGCACAAUUCAGACAACUGCAAAUGGUUGUUGCAAAAUUUGUAAGUAUGAGGAGAAGGCUUGCAAGCUACUACCUGCCAAAACUACCAUCAGACACAAUGGCUGUCCAAUCUCUCCAUGAUGUAGAUAUGCCAUAUGUGAAGUCUGCAACACCUUCACCAAAUACUCUGAAUUAGCAGCAGCUAUGCAGCAUUCUUGCUCGUGCUGCAGGGAAUCACGCUCCAGCAAUCGCACGGUUGACUUGCAAUGCCUGAAUGGAGACACAAUUCCCUACACCUACAUGUACGUGGAGGAGUGUACUUGCGGCCAGUCAGAGUGUACCACAGCUGCGAUACGAUCUGCUCGCAAGAGGCGAAGCUUCACACUUGUGUAACUGAAGACCUAUAAUCACACUAAUGGAUAAAUUAGUGUAAUAUAGUCUCAGUUGUUAUAUCUGACUCUUACAAAGUAAUUGCCAAUGUAGGCAGUAUAUUUACCGAUUCUAUCAAAUAAAAUUCUGCAACUCUG
Thalassophryne amazonica is the source of this 2434-nucleotide messenger RNA. Its product is annotated as intestinal mucin-like protein. The record is from RefSeq and is a predicted model, not a curated record. Gene Ontology annotation, molecular function: protein binding. Gene Ontology annotation, cellular component: extracellular matrix. NCBI's taxonomy places the organism in Eukaryota, Metazoa, Chordata, Actinopteri, Batrachoidiformes, Batrachoididae.